Parasteatoda tepidariorum (common house spider) is the source of this 2138-nucleotide messenger RNA. RefSeq names its product E3 ubiquitin-protein ligase SIAH1. The record is from RefSeq and is a predicted model, not a curated record. Gene Ontology annotation, cellular component: cytoplasm. NCBI's taxonomy places the organism in Eukaryota, Metazoa, Arthropoda, Arachnida, Araneae, Theridiidae. Gene Ontology annotation, biological process: multicellular organism development; proteasome-mediated ubiquitin-dependent protein catabolic process. Gene Ontology annotation, molecular function: zinc ion binding; ubiquitin protein ligase activity; ubiquitin conjugating enzyme binding.
GAGUUUUUGAAGAUAAUAUGAGUUUCUUUUAUUGAAUGAUAAUUAAUUUUGUUUAUUAGUUCAAGUAUAACUCACAUCAAUGAGUCAAACAGUAAAUAAAACUUUAGCAUCCUGACUGAAAAACAUUAGCUUGUGAAAAUUAAUUUUUUACAUAAUAUCGAUAUUUUCUGAAGCAUCGAUAUGUAAUAAAUUUAUUAAAAAAGAUUCGUGUAAUGGCAUAAUAAUAUAUUCAUUGAAGAAACUUAUCUUUUUAAGAAAUUAUUUUAAGAUUAAUUACUGAUGCAGGGAUUUUGUGAGUUCCGUGUGGAUAUCUGCAAAAAAAUAUCAUUUAUUGUUAUCAUAUUCCAGUGUAUAUACAAAUCGAAGAUAUAAAUAUCCCUUAUUUCUAAGUUUUCGAAUAUAUGCUGUUUUUAUACGACAACAAAACAAAUUAAUUUUCCUGUGCAAUAACUGAGUAUGAAGAUGAUGUGCAUCCCUUGGAAUUGAUUUUAACUUAUUUUCAUAUGAACUUGGCCUAAAGGAGGCUAACAUCUAGUUUUAUAUUGUAUUAAAAAUAUUUUCCGAAUGGAAAAGAAGCACUUCCCCAAUAAACCACGGAACCAUCUAUCUGCUACAUGCAACACAGCUCCUAUUCAUCCGUCAUCUGCAUCAAUCGACACUAAGUACAAUAUAGGUACUCAUAACUCAGUGACUGGCCAUGCUGGUACUUCCGGUGCUUCAAAUUCAACUACUGCUGACUUAGCUAGUCUUUUUGAGUGUCCUGUGUGCUUUGAUUAUGUUUUACCACCAAUUUUGCAAUGUCAGAAUGGGCACCUUGUGUGUGCAUCUUGUCGUCAUAAAUUAACAUGUUGCCCUAGUUGCAGAGGACCUAUAGGCAAUAUAAGAAAUUUAGCCAUGGAAAAGGUUGCUACAACAGUUUUUUUCCCAUGUAAAUAUUCUCAGAGUGGCUGUAAGCAACAGUUGAUGCAUACUGAAAAAGCUGAUCAUGAAGAACUUUGUGAAUUCAGGCCAUAUUCAUGCCCUUGCCCUGGUGCUCAAUGUAAAUGGUUUGGGUCAUUAGAUCAAGUGAUGCCUCAUUUAAUGGCCAUACAUAAAUCCAUAACAACUCUUCAAGGUGAAGAUAUAGUUUUUCUAGCAACUGAUAUAAAUCUUCCGGGGGCUGUUGAUUGGGUAAUGAUGCAAUCCUGUUUUGGCCAUCAUUUUAUGCUUGUUUUGGAAAAGCAAGAAAAAGUUGAUGGUCAGCAAUUUUAUGCAAUUGUUCAGUUAAUUGGAUCUAGAAAACAGGCAGAAAACUUUAUAUAUAGAUUGGAAUUAAAUGGAAAUCGCCGUCGAUUGACUUGGGAGGCCACACCCCGAAGCAUACUAGAAGGUGUUACGCCUGCUAUCAUGAGUAGUGACUGUCUGGUCUUUGACACUAAUAUUGCACAGAUAUUUGCUGAUAAUGGCAAUCUGGGAAUUAAUGUCACAAUAUCUCUAUGCUGAUGAAUUUUUGUUAUUUUUAUCUUAUAUUUUACAUUUAUUAUUUUUUUUUUGACAGAUCACGAUUGAAUAAUCAUAACAUCUUUUGAUGGUUGCUAGUGUGCGUUUGUGCCUCUUAAGUUAGUCUUAGAGGAAGAUUGCAACAAAAAAAAAUUUUUUGUGUUCGUGUACAUAUUGCUUACAACCCACAUAAUAAAUACUAUUGGCAGUUUUUAGUUUCAUCAAAAAAUUUAGGAAUGAUUGUCAUUUUCAGUUCUGUAACAAUUGCUGCCUAUAGCAUACUUCUUUUCGUUUUAUUUUACAUAUUCCAUUGAUCAAAAAUACUAAUUAAUUGUACUGAAAAUAUUACAAAAUAAAGACAAAUUUAUUGUAAAUUUUUUUUAGAAUUAUGUUAUAAAAAGUCCUAAUAAAUCUUGGUAAAAUAUUUGUUAAUUAAUCUGAGUAAUUUGUUUCUUUGUUGACACUUCUUAAAACUUUUGUAAACUUAAAUUUGUUUAUAACUGUAACAUUAAAGAAAUUGAAUCAAUUUUAAAAAUGCCUGAAGCUAUUUGGGUUUUAAAUUGAUGUCUUUGUAUAAAUCAGAAUAGGCUAGUCAGUUUGGUUCUAGAUAUUAUGUUGCAUAAUCAUAUGACUAAAUAAAGUGAGGACUGUGAAAAUCA